Messenger RNA from Amphibalanus amphitrite, 2738 nucleotides. RefSeq names its product diuretic hormone receptor-like. Gene Ontology annotation, cellular component: plasma membrane. NCBI's taxonomy places the organism in Eukaryota, Metazoa, Arthropoda, Thecostraca, Balanomorpha, Balanidae. Bases 1 to 1401 code for a protein of 466 amino acids. The transcript has 9 exons. Gene Ontology annotation, biological process: adenylate cyclase-modulating G protein-coupled receptor signaling pathway; cell surface receptor signaling pathway. Gene Ontology annotation, molecular function: peptide hormone binding; G protein-coupled peptide receptor activity; diuretic hormone receptor activity. The record is from RefSeq and is a predicted model, not a curated record.
AUGGCUCUCACCCGGAGGGACUCCCGGUCGCUGCCUCUGCCGCUGCUGCUGGUCUGUCUGCUGGUUCCUCAGCUGGCGCCUCUCGCCGCCGCUCAGUCACCGUCAGGGUCCUCCCGCGGUCAGAUUCUGAGCACCAGUGAGCGGCAGCGGCUGUGUGAGGACUCGGAGGACGGGUCCUCCCGGAGCCGCCGGAGCUCCGAGUGGUCGCGGGAGCAGCAGGUGGCCGCCGGAGCCGCCGGGGAGGGGUCGCUCGGCUCCGGAGGGUGCCCCAGGACCUGGGACGGCGCGCUCUGCUGGCCACCCACCGGCGCCGGCGCCAACCGCAGCGUGGCCUGCUUCUCAGAGUUCCGCGGCGUGCUCUACGACACGAGCGGACGGGCGAGCAGGACGUGUCUGUCGGACGGCGUGUGGGCGCCAUCCGCCGACUACUCUGCCUGCCGCCCGCUGCUGCUGCAGGCCCACCCGUGCACCCCCGGCCCCCCACCGCCGUCCAGCGCCAGUGUUGAGGCCGCUUCUGCCAUCUACCUGACGGGCUACUCGGCUAGCCUGGUGGCCCUUGUGGCCGCCGUCGCCAUCUUCAGACACUUCAAGGAGUUACGUUGUCCAAGAAAUACCAUCCACACGAAUCUGUUCGUGGCGUGCAUGGUCAAUGACGCACUGUGGAUCACCGUCAUGACCAUUGAGAUGGCAAUGGCAGGCACGACGCCGACCUCGUGCGGUCUCGUCAUCCUGCUGCACUUCUUUCACGUGGCCACUUUCUUCUGGAUGUUUGUGGAAGGCCUCAAUCUGUACAUGAUGGUGGUACAGACCUUCAUGGUGGAUAGACACAACCUGUGCGUGUCUGCCGAGGGGAACUACUCGUUUGUGCGCGGUCUGGAGCCGCCGCUGGACCAGGCGUUCCUGUCACAGUGUCCGUGGCUAGAGGAUAGUGAGUGGGACUGGAUUCACAUCGCGCCCUCCCUGAUGGUGCUCGCCUGCAAUGUCGUCUUCCUCGUCAAGAUAAUGUGUGUUCUGAUCACCAAGUUACGCUCCACUAAUUCCUCGGAGGCGCAGCAGUACAAGAAGGCGACCAAGGCUCUGCUGGUGCUACUGCCGCUGCUGGGCGUUACCUACAUCCUGGUGCUGGUGGCACCGAGCACCAAACACGUCAUUUACUACAUCCAGACGGUGCUGGUCUCCGUACAGGGUCUGAUCGUGUCACUGCUGUACUGCUUCUGCAAUACGGAGGUGCAGUCCACGCUCAAGAAGCACUGGUACCGCUGGCGAGGUAGAACCUACCUGCGUCCAGCCGACAUGCAGCGUACCAGACCGGGAACACUCACCAGCCGUUUGAAAGCAGCCGGCGAUACCUCGGCGACGGACCUCACCUAUACGACAGCGAUGGACAGCGACGCCGUAUAGCUCCGGCGGAGGUCUUACGGUGUGGAUGGCGAGAAGUGUGGCAAUGUGAGAGACCUUCUUGUGGAGGGAGACUCGGUUAUAACGGCACGGAAAGCAAAUAAGACCUCACGUCCUUUGAACAUUGAAUGCAGUGCAAACUGAUAAUGCAAGUGAAAAUGGGUAAUGGGUAGGUAUUCGUGUGAUAUGACGGGUAUAAAUGGUAUCUUACUGACGAAUUCUCGUGCAAUUCUACUUGUAUUAUUUGCGUAAACAGCCAGAAGAUGUGCUGCUGCCCGUCUGUCGAGUUCACUUAUGUAUGUAUCUAUGUAUGUAUGCAUGACUUACAGGAAGGACGGGCAGCUGACUUGUGUUGAGCAAAGUGUACAUAGUAUACAUGCGUUAGUAAGACCUAAUAAGUAACUUUGAUACCAUAAAACCAGAAUACCUACGGCAUCAAAUUUUCGCUUACAAAUGAGUCUGAAAUCUCCAAUACAUGAACUCUGGGUUAGAUAGGAUUGUGCUUUUCUAGCUUUCUUUUGUCUGUCACUGGUUCUAUUCUUAGUCAUAUUGAUCGUGCCCUUCGCCUUUAUGUAGUCAUUUGAUGCUGUGCUUGUUGCUGUGCAACUAUAUUGCUCUCGUGUGGUCGGUAAAUAUCGGGCCAUUGUCUCGAGCCGUGUCACUGACCUGACCCGUGUUCUCGUUGGUGAGUCGCCUUGUUCAGCCGACACGGCACACUGUAUGUACACAGUACACACUGUACAGUCGGGUUGCGGAGAAUUCCUACCUUGCUACAGGUAUAGCUGCUCAUAGUUGUCGCUAAGAGUAUACGUCAAGCUCGGUUUGUAGUGACUCCACGGGGGGAUAGAUAACGCAUGUUUUGCUGCAGUUUUUAUGUGUAAAAGGCUGCCCACUCUUUCCUAACGAUCCAUACUUUCAAUUAGCUCAAGUAGGUGCAGGGCGUGGCAGCUCAGUAACACGUCCAUCGUCAGGUCCACUUGAUGCUGCAUAAUAUCGCCAGAAAUUGUGAUAGCUGGAAGGGUGUGUGCGGAGCGAGACACACCAUUUUCGGACGAUAGGAGCCAAGUGGUGACGCGCAGUCGAGCCGCGUGGCUACACAAACACUCGUGCGCCGAUCGCCUGAUGUAUAACUAAGCUUGCUUAAGAUGUGUGCUCCGAUGGAGUGCGCAGCUAUAACAAGAGUAAAGUGUUAGCUCUACCAAUGGCGUCUGAAAGGAAUGAGAAGGGUAAGAUGGAUGACGUGCGCAUAACUGCAGAACGAUUUUAUGACAGAGGGCUGCCGGGUGCAAUGUACAGUCCACAGCAGAAGUAAUGUGUGGUUUCAGUCAUGGGUAUGUUCU